Molecule: messenger RNA, 774 nt
Organism: Closterium sp. Naga37s-1
Lineage: Eukaryota; Viridiplantae; Streptophyta; Zygnematophyceae; Desmidiales; Closteriaceae
Source: the annotation of a GenBank genome assembly
AUGGCUGCCGUCACCGCCUCCCACACCGUUGCGGCUGUUGCCAGCUCCGUUGUGAGCAAGUCGGCCUUCUCCGGCCGUCAGGUUCGCUCCGUCAAGGUCGCCGCCGCUCCCGUGAAGGCUUCCUUCUCCGUCAGGGCCGGCGAGAGGCCGCUGUACUUCCCCGGCAGCACCCCCCCUGCCUACCUUGAUGGCACCCUCCCCGCUGACUUUGGCUUCGAUCCCCUUGGCCUUGCCUCCAGCAACCUCGACUGGUAUGUCCAGGCUGAGGUGUUCCACUGCCGCUGGGCCAUGCUCGGUGCCGCCGGUAUCAUGAUCCCCGAUGCUCUCCGCGUUGCCGGCCUCCUCGACAUCCCCCGUUGGGACGCCGCUAACGUCGCCGAGUACUGGCUCGACACCCCCACCCUGUGGGCCAUCGAGAUCAUCCUCGUCGGCUGGGUUGAGGGCAGGAGAUGGGCUGACAUCAACAACCCCGGCUCCGUGAACGAGGACCCCAUCUUCAAGGGCAAUGCCGUCAAGGGUACCGAUGUCGGCUACCCCGGCUUCGAUCCCCUCGGCAUGGGCUUCGGCGAGCCUGCGAAGGUCAAGGACGUGCGUCUCCGGGAGAUCAAGAACGGCCGAUUGGCCAUGCUUGCUAACCUCGGCUUCUGGGUCCAGUGCGCCUACACCGACAAGAGCCCCAUUGAGAACCUUCUGGACCACCUCUCCGACCCCUUCCACAACAACGUCGUCGAGUCCAUUGCCGCCAUCCCCGGUGUCUUCCCCGCUCCCUUUUAA